Messenger RNA from Oppiella nova, 954 nucleotides. NCBI's taxonomy places the organism in Eukaryota, Metazoa, Arthropoda, Arachnida, Sarcoptiformes, Oppiidae. The record is from the annotation of a GenBank genome assembly.
GAUCCGGAAUUGAUUAAACAAAUUCUGGUGAAAGACUUCCAUCUAUUCCCGGAUCGAUCCAAAUUUGGUCGAAGUGAUGAUCCGAUUAGGAGUAGAUUUUUGGUUUCAUUGACUGGCGAUGACUGGAAGAGAGUCCGAUCCAUAGUUAGCCCGACAUUCACUUCCGGAAAGAUGAAGAAAAUGUAUCCAAUGAUUAAGGAGUGUUUGACAGACUUUAUGAACCAUUUGAAGGGCUUUGCCGCUAAGAAAGAAGAGGUCAACGUAAAGGACUUGUACGGGAACUACACUAUGGAUGUGAUCGCCACGUGUGCCUUCGCCACCAAAACUGAUGUCUAUAAAGCACUCGAUAACCCAUUUAUAGUAAACGCGAAGAUGGCGUUCAAUCAAAGCCCUGUUAAAAGAAUAGCCCAAAUGAUGUUACCAGGGUUUGUACAAAGUGGGUUAGGGUUGUUCACAUCAACCAAAGAAGACUUCUUCUUUGUAACCAUUCGUCAGAUCCUCUCAAAUAGACGACAAAAUCAGAAUCAGAAAUACAAUGAUUUCUUACAACUGCUUAUUGAUGUGGAAAAAACAAAUGACAUCACAAGAGAUGAGAAUGAUAUCAAUGAAUCACAUCAUGUGAACGAAGGUGAGGAAGAGUUGGCGGUCGAGAGGAAGGCCCUGAAUAUAAAUGUUGUGAAUAAGCACUUGACUGAGAAUGAGAUCCUCGCACAGGCUAUGGUUUUCCUUUUGGCCGGGUAUGAGACGACGGGAACAUUGCUUUCAUUUUGUACGUAUGAAUUGGCACUCAAUCCUCACGUCCAGGAAAUACUACACAAAGAAGUAAACUCUGCCAUCGAUUCCAACGGAGAGAUUGAUUACGAUUUGUUGUCAAGACUUCCGUAUUUGGAUUCAGUCAUCUCAGAAACAUUGAGACUCCACUCCCCGGCCCAACGUUUGUCAACAAAGAAGUAA